AUGGCACCGCAUAUUCCAACUGCAAUCAGGAACCUCUCCAAAUGCAGAUCAGGCUGGGCAUAUUUUCAGACGGUCAUCUGUCCAAGAGUUCACACCUUUGCAUUAGAAGUUUCUAUGGCAUAUUCAGUCCCUGUUCCAAGAGACUGGAGGCAAACCUUAUUGCUGGCCCUUACGUGCUCAAUUAUCUCAUCUUUAUCUGGAUUUUUACUUUUCGCCUGGCUGUUUUAUUCCCUUCUCUAUGAUUAUUCUCCAGCCUUUGUGUUGUCCACCACCUCGGCUCUUCUUCUCUGGGGAAUCCUCGUCCUGGUUCACCCCAUUCGUUGUGUGUUGACCAUCAUGAUCCCGACUCUCGGCACCAAGCAAGGCUCUCGAUUAUUGCUCUCGACCUGUUUCAUGGUCAUAGCUCUGAACAUCAUUCCUAAUAUCUUACUAAACCUCAAAACCAUCUUUCAGAUAUUCCGCUGCAUUUCUCAGCACUCUACAGAGCAGCUAUUAAACUCCACCGAAAUCUUCAGAGACCUUGCUCAUGAUGUGAAGAACCUGGUCACGAGCACCAGCUAUGUCAUGACGAAGACGUUUGCUCGAGAGGUCAACAUUGUAGCCCAAGUCAAUGCGUCUGCAGUGUCCAAUGAGAUGGCCCAAGCAGCGAACAGGCUAAAGGUCAACUUUAAAGCCGCGGAAUCGCUGUUCAAGGACAUCAUGCUUAUGGCCAAUAGAGUUAUGGCCGGGCUUUUUAUCGUCUACACGCUAGUUGGUGCGGCUUGGUACUUACGAAGCUACUUAACCAACAUCAAGUUUGACAACAAGUACAUUACAAGUCAACUGGAUCAGCUGGCUAAGAAGAACAAAGUAUCCAACCUGACCAAUGUCUCCUCCAUCAAGCUGAUCAAAUCAACAGGCUUCAAGAUGUCCAAAAAAGAGCUUGGGGCCAGUUUGUUCCAGUGUCUGGUGAUUUUGCUGUUUGUCCUGUUGACCGUGAUGAUCAUAACCGCUGACCACAUAGUCUUCCAGUUUGCCGUAGUGGUUAGCCAAUGGGUGGAGAGUCUACCGCCUCUACAAGUGACAUUUGAUUUGGAAUAUCAAGCAAAUGUGAACUUCUUAGGAGCAUUCCAAGUAAAGAACGUCGAGUAUUCCCGACUACAUGAGUUGACUAUGACAUUUUUUUCCCCGCACUGUAAGCGCCCGGCAAGGCCUCCGGAGAGCUCCACCGCAGCAGCGAUGGGCUUCAUCUACUGCAUUUUAUUUGCUAUGGUAUUUUUGGAAGCCUACGCCCAACGCUUGUGCCGGAAGAUAUCGGCCAUGUUUUACACAAAGAGGGAGGAAGAACGAGUUCUUUACUUGUUGGACCAGAUACAGAAAAAGCUCCAAGGCGGCCCGCAAUACCCAGAGGGCCGGCUGUCUGAUGAGGCCAGUGCGGACUUUGGGAACGAAGAAAUGGAGGUCUCGUAUAUAAAACUUCCUUAAAGUAGAACUAAACUCUCCAA
This is a messenger RNA of Nanorana parkeri, 1484 nucleotides long. It is a transcript of the gene OCSTAMP, whose product is annotated as osteoclast stimulatory transmembrane protein. The transcript is spliced from 3 exons. Bases 1 to 1464 code for a protein of 487 amino acids. Gene Ontology annotation, cellular component: membrane. The record is from RefSeq and is a predicted model, not a curated record. Lineage: Eukaryota; Metazoa; Chordata; Amphibia; Anura; Dicroglossidae.